AUGAAGGAAGAUAAAUCAGAAUUGACUCAUAUUGAAGACGAGGUUGAGAUGGAAGGUGAAGAAGCAAUUACGAACAAAUCUGCAAUAGCCGACCCAAUCUUUGGAGGAAAGCUUUUGGAAAGGUGUCUUAAGCUUGUAAAAAAAGUUCAAGAAUAUGAAAAGGAAGAGAGAAAGGAAAAAGGAAGCAAGAAGACUAGAUAUAUACGUAGAGGAGUACACGAAGUUACAAAAAGCAUACGUAAGGGUCAGAAAGGGCUUGUUUUAAUAGCCUGUGAUAUUCAUCCAGUGGAUAUUAUUGCACAUAUUCCGAUUUUGUGUGAAGAAAAAAAUAUUUACUAUGGAUAUCUUGGAAGUAAAAAGACCUUGGGGACUAUAUGUAAAUCAAAGAGACCAGCUAGUGUACUAAUGAUUUCAUUUAACAACGAAAGUUCUGUUCAAGAUAAACCGUUUUAUAGCAUUUAUAGCAAAGUUAUCUCAAAUAUUAAAAAGGUGCAUCCAUACAUAUAA
This is a messenger RNA of Cryptosporidium ubiquitum, 507 nucleotides long. RefSeq lists its product as uncharacterized. The transcript has a single exon. Gene Ontology annotation, molecular function: box H/ACA snoRNA binding. Gene Ontology annotation, biological process: rRNA pseudouridine synthesis; snRNA pseudouridine synthesis. The coding region runs from base 1 to 507 and encodes 168 amino acids. Gene Ontology annotation, cellular component: box H/ACA snoRNP complex. NCBI's taxonomy places the organism in Eukaryota, Apicomplexa, Conoidasida, Eucoccidiorida, Cryptosporidiidae. The record is from RefSeq and is a predicted model, not a curated record.